GAAACAACAAAGGAAGCCCAUUUUUUCAAACCAUUCUUUGCAACUCUUGGUCAAUCCUCACCCACAUUCUAUAUCACUUAAAACACUUCUUUAGCUGCAAUGGAAGAAUGCUACUAUAAGAGGAACCAUGUGCCAGCAUUUGGGAGCUGGAAUUGGAAUGAUGAUCUUCCAUUCACACAGUGCUUUGAAUCUGCAAGACAAGCUGGUUUGCUACGUUACAGUUACUCUGAAAGUGAAGAACGAGAUCUUUAUGUUACUGGUGACUUGUAUGAGAAUGAUGUUGUUACUCCUGCCAUGAUUGUUGUUCCUCGUAGAAGGGAAAAGGUGCAUGGCCAGCAUGAAAAAGAAGCAAAAAAGCAUAAUUGGGUCACAAAGGAGCCACUAAGCCCAAUUUCAGUGCCAAGACCAACACCAAAACCUGUGGAUGAGGACUUGUACAAGAUCUCACCUGAACUUCUUUAUGCCAGAACUAGGAAGAAGAAGGGGUUAUGUUUCUUUCCAAGCUGUUUGCUACCAACUUGCAUUGCCUGAGACAUGGAAAUUUGAGAAGCUAAUGUACAUAUAAGUGAAAUAGAGAAAGAUACUAAUUGAAAAGCAAUAUAUUUCUGGACCAAGAAGAAUAUUAUUAUAGUCAUAUGAUUAUUAUGGGAAGGUUGUUGUUGUUUAUUCUGUCACUUUACCUUUUAGUUAUAUUUUGGGUGCUUCAAAUUUUAGUCUUUGAUGUACUAUGGGGUGAAUCAUUUCAAGGAUUUUAUGUAACCAGAAGUUAAAGAAAUUAUGUUCCUGUCAG
Messenger RNA from Gastrolobium bilobum, 790 nucleotides. RefSeq lists its product as uncharacterized. Lineage: Eukaryota; Viridiplantae; Streptophyta; Magnoliopsida; Fabales; Fabaceae. The record is from RefSeq and is a predicted model, not a curated record. The coding region runs from base 100 to 531 and encodes 143 amino acids. The transcript has 4 exons.